AUGGGGCGAUUCAAUCACUCCUCAAACCGCGAGCUUCAUGUUGUGGUCCUUGGAGCCGGUGGUGUUGGGAAGAGCUGCUUGACCGCCCAAUUUGUACACAAUGAAUGGAUCGAGAGCUACGAUCCGACUAUCGAAGACUCCUAUCGGACGCAAAUACAAGUUGAUGGUCGUCAAGUAGUCUUGGAAAUUCUGGAUACUGCCGGUACUGAGCAGUUUGUUGCGAUGCGCGACUUGUACAUGAAGACAGGUCAAGGGUUCUUGCUAGUCUUCAGCAUCACAUCACCGUCCUCUUUGAGCGAACUCGCCGGUCUACGCGAGGAAAUCAUUCGCAUCAAGGACGACGAAAAUAUCCCAAUGGUCAUUGUUGGCAACAAAGCAGACUUGGAAGACAGCCGCGCUGUUCCUCGUGCCAAGGGAUUCUCGAUAUCGCAACGUUGGGGGGCGCCAUACUAUGAAGCAAGCGCCAGAACUCGCACCAAUGUGGAUGAAGUUUUCAUUGAUCUCUCACGGCAGAUGCUGCGCAAAGAUGACGACUAUCUUACCACUGGCGAUGCAGAUGAUGGCUUUAAGUUUGACUCCGCCAGAAGCGGUCAAAAACGGCGCCACAGAUUACGCUUCCGGGAGAAUGGCCAACCGCGCUGUACUAUUCUAUGA
Molecule: messenger RNA, 654 nt
Organism: Cordyceps militaris CM01
Lineage: Eukaryota; Fungi; Ascomycota; Sordariomycetes; Hypocreales; Cordycipitaceae
Product: RAS small monomeric GTPase
Exons: 8
Coding region: 1-654 (217 amino acids)
Biological process (GO): signal transduction
Cellular component (GO): plasma membrane
Molecular function (GO): GTPase activity; GDP binding; GTP binding
Source: RefSeq, a predicted model, not a curated record